This is a messenger RNA of Didymodactylos carnosus, 716 nucleotides long. Lineage: Eukaryota; Metazoa; Rotifera; Eurotatoria; Philodinida; Philodinidae. The record is from the annotation of a GenBank genome assembly.
UUAUUAGUAUUAUGGAAGGUGUGGCUGAAGCUUAUAAUAAUGCUGAAAAUUGGACUAUACGUCGAGAAAUAUUAUCAGUUGUAGCAACGAAAAUAAAUUAUCAGUUGUUGCAAUCAUUUAUUCCAGGUAUAACGAUAUAUCGAUUCAGUGCAGCCAGACGUCAUGCCUUCGAAUUCGGUGUGGGUAUGCACAUUGAACCUACACCUAUUGUUUUACAAAGAUAUGAAGACUACCAAGUAGAACAUUUCAUCGAUUUUAUAUUAUCACCUCAUAUCUGCACGGACAUGCCUUUUGGGGAACAAUCUUUAAAAUUAUCAAACGGUACGGAACUAUUUGUCCCUAAUACGAUUAGGAAUCUUAUACCAUGUCGUAUCGUAGAUCAAUAUUACUCGUAUAUAUUGGAGAAUUCUCCUGGUUUUCCUCCAUUGGGUCGCACAAGUUUACUAACUCUUCUCAAUGUUCGUAAAGCUUCAACCCGUCAUGGUCUACAGGGUGUCAACUAUUUUGCAGCCAACGGUGGUCAGGCAUUCGAUGAUUUAAUUCAGUUAGUAGAGGAAUUAGGACUCGAUAUAGGUAGCAAACGAUCGAUUAUUGAUAAUCUAAAACGUGCUAGGAUGUAUCUGAAAUCAGACUAUAAAGUUCACGUUGGUAAAUCUUCUACAGUAGCUGAUCAUUGUGCAAAUUAUACACUCUCAUUUUCAAAAGAUAACGAUUAG